AUGCUUCGGUGUGCUAUGCCAAAAACACCCAGCGCAGCAUACUGACAGAUACCGAUAGCUGAUAUGACCGCCGUCUGACAUUCCCUGCACCUCACCACCCGACAAACAUUGGCUCCGGCGCAUCACAAUGUUGCCCUACAUCAAUGCCCCCUUCGAGUACGUUGGCAGUUCAAUCGGCACGUCUCCAGAUGAGCUCAAGCUCGUCUUCUCCUUCUACCUGUCCUACCCCCUGGCUGCUAUCUUGAAGCGUAUACCAGACAAGCAGCCAUGGCAGAAGAAUGCCUUUGUCAUAACUGUUUCCCUCUUCUACCUGGUCGGUCUGUUCAGUCUAUGGACCGGCAUUCGGACCCUCUUCAUUAGUGCUGCGGGCGCCUACGCUAUCGCAUCCAAGAUAAACUCUCCUUACAUGCCAUGGAUUGGAUUCGCGUUUCUCAUGGGACACAUGUCAGUGAACCACAUCUAUCGCCAGUCAAUCGACGACCCAUCCUCCGUCGACAUCUCAGGAGCCCAGAUGGUCCUGGUCAUGAAACUUACAGCCUUCUGCUGGAAUGUGCAGGACGGUCGACUGCCCGACGCUGAGCUCUCCGACUUUCAGAAAGAGCACGCUAUUAGGACCAUGCCUAGCCUUCUUGACUACACAGGCUAUGUGCUUUUCUUUCCAGCUCUCAUGGCUGGCCCAGCGUUCGACUACUGCGACUACAGCCAGUAUAUCACCACAACCAUGUUCACACUGCCGCCAGGAACCGACCCAGCAAAAGCCCCAGCGACCCGAAAGAAGCGCAAGAUUCCUCGCAGCGGCACGCCAGCCACCAUCAAGGGACUCUACGGCACACUGUGGAUCGUUGCUUUCCUGAAGUUCUCCGCUUGGUACUAUCCCUCCUUCUUUCUGGGUGACGAGUACAUGAAGUAUGGGCUGCUGCGUCGAGUAUGGCAACUGUACAUGUUUGGACUCACUGUUCGCAUGAAGUACUAUGGCGUGUGGAGCCUGUCCGAGGGUUCAUGUAUCCUCUCUGGAAUCGGCUACAACGGCCUUGAUCCUGUCACUGGACGCGCAAAAUGGGACCGUCUCACGAACAUCAAGCCUAUUGAGAUUGAAACAGCUCAGAAUGCCCGAGCAUUCCUAGGCUUCUGGAACAUCAACACAAACCAGUGGUUGCGGAACUACAUGUACCUUCGCGUCACUCCCAAGGGUAAAAAGCCCGGAUUCAGGGCCACAUUGGCGACAUUCGUCACAAGCGCGUUCUGGCACGGUUUUUACCCUGGCUACUACAUGGCAUUUGUUCUUGCGUCGUUCGUGCAAACCACUGCAAAGAAUGGACGCCGUCUGAUCCGCCCCUUCUUCCUUACUCCCGACGGAAAAUCGCCUCUACCCUCGAAGAAGUACUACGACAUCUUCACCACCAUCCUCACUCAGCUGGUCUUCUCUUUUACCGUCGCGCCCUUCAUCUUCCUUGGCUUCUCCGACACACUGAAAGUUUGGGCACGCGUCUACUUCUACACACUUUUCGGAAUCGCUGCAUCGUUUGCUUUGUUUUCCAAGUCACUGCCCCUCCGCAAAGAGAUUGUUCAGCGCCAAGCUGUUCGAGUGGCAGCCGCAACUCCUGCGGUCGAUGAAUCCACCAUUGAGCGCCUGGCAAGGGAAGAACUCGACGCAGAGAGACUGACAAGAAUCAACUCAGCAGAUAGCACUGCUAGUUAUCGCAAGGCGCCUACUCUUGGAAUUGCAGAUGAUCUUGAAACAGAGAUUGACGAGAUUGUCAGCGAGGUGAAAGCAGAGUACGAAGAGCGGAAGAGGCGGGGAAGUGUGCUCCAGGGCUUCGAUGUCAAAAAGGCCGUUCAUGAGAAGAUACUAGACUUUCAGAAAGAGCUAAAAAGGGGUGGUAAAUAGUCGAGGGAGGUUCAGUGUCUGGAAAGGGUAGAUCGAUGCUAAGGUUUCUCCAUGAAAUAACGGACUUCACGCAUUUAUUCAGCGUAUCUAUGGAUGGAUUUGUAUACAAUGGGUAGGUGCUUCGUAUUGAGUGUGAACACUCACAAUAGUCACCGUUCCAACGUCGUUUGUCACUGUUGUUAUUGUGGACAGUCGUGCUAGCUCAUUUC
This is a messenger RNA of Dothidotthia symphoricarpi CBS 119687, 2097 nucleotides long. RefSeq names its product MBOAT-domain-containing protein. The transcript is spliced from 5 exons. Gene Ontology annotation, cellular component: membrane; endoplasmic reticulum. NCBI's taxonomy places the organism in Eukaryota, Fungi, Ascomycota, Dothideomycetes, Pleosporales, Dothidotthiaceae. The record is from RefSeq and is a predicted model, not a curated record. The coding region runs from base 128 to 1888 and encodes 586 amino acids. Gene Ontology annotation, molecular function: 1-acylglycerophosphocholine O-acyltransferase activity; 1-acylglycerol-3-phosphate O-acyltransferase activity. Gene Ontology annotation, biological process: glycerophospholipid biosynthetic process; lipid modification.